This is a messenger RNA of Symphalangus syndactylus (siamang), 4651 nucleotides long. RefSeq names its product RAN binding protein 17 (gene RANBP17). The record is from RefSeq and is a predicted model, not a curated record. Gene Ontology annotation, cellular component: nuclear pore; cytoplasm. Gene Ontology annotation, molecular function: nuclear export signal receptor activity; small GTPase binding. Gene Ontology annotation, biological process: protein export from nucleus. Lineage: Eukaryota; Metazoa; Chordata; Mammalia; Primates; Hylobatidae.
GCCCCUCCAGCGCUUCGAAUGAGGACGCCGAGCGCCGCUGAGGCUACGAGGGCCGAGCGAGCGCGAGCCGGCGAGCGGCGCAGGGACCCCGCGGGCGGCUGGGUCUUCCGCGGCGCCCGCUCCUGCUCCCUCCCCUCGGGCGCUGGGUGCAGACCGGCCGGCCGGCGCCGCCUCCUGGGAAGAUGGCGCUGCACUUCCAGAGUUUGGCUGAAUUGGAAGUGUUAUGUACUCAUCUCUACGUAGGGACUGAUCUUACACAAAGAAUAGAGGCUGAGAAAACACUCUUGGAACUUAUUGACAGCCCAGAAUGUCUCAGCAAGUGUCAACUUUUAUUAGAACAAGGAACAACAUCCUAUGCCCAGCUCCUUGCAGCAACAUGUCUUUCAAAACUUGUCAGCCGAGUCAGUCCUUUACCUGUUGAGCAGAGGAUGGACAUCAGAAACUACAUUCUGAAUUACGUGGCAUCACAGCCCAAGCUGGCUCCCUUUGUCAUCCAAGCUCUUAUUCAAGUCAUUGCUAAAAUCACUAAGUUGGGGUGGUUUGAGGUUCAGAAAGACCAAUUUGUCUUCAGAGAAAUUAUUGCUGAUGUGAAGAAGUUUCUCCAGGGUACUGUGGAGCACUGCAUAAUAGGAGUAAUAAUCCUUUCUGAAUUGACUCAGGAAAUGAACCUGGUUGAUUAUUCUAGACCUUCAGCAAAACACAGGAAAAUAGCUACCUCAUUUCGUGAUACUUCUCUCAAAGACAUUUUAGUGCUAGCAUGCUCUCUUUUGAAAGAGGUGUUGGCCAAACCUUUAAAUCUUCAAGAUCAAUGUCAGCAAAAUCUGGUAAUGCAGGUCUUGAAACUGGUCCUUAACUGCCUUAACUUUGACUUCAUUGGCAGUUCAGCAGAUGAAUCUGCAGAUGAUCUUUGCACGGUGCAGAUUCCAACAGCUUGGAGAACAAUUUUCCUGGAACCAGAAACAUUGGAUCUUUUCUUCAAUUUGUAUCAUUCACUUCCACCACUACUGUCUCAGUUAGCACUUUCAUGUUUAGUUCAGUUUGCUUCGACAAGAAGGUCCUUAUUUAACAGUCCUGAACGUGCCAAGUACCUUGGUAAUUUAAUUAAGGGAGUAAAAAGGAUACUUGAAAACCCUCAGGGUUUGUCUGAUCCAGGUAAUUAUCAUGAAUUUUGCCGAUUUUUGGCUCGUUUAAAGACAAAUUAUCAGCUGGGAGAAUUAGUUAUGGUGAAGGAAUAUCCUGAAGUUAUUAGAUUGAUUGCUAAUUUUACCAUUACUAGCCUACAGCAUUGGGAAUUUGCUCCUAACAGUGUUCAUUAUUUGUUAACUCUGUGGCAAAGGAUGGUAGCGUCUGUUCCUUUUGUGAAAUCAACUGAACCCCACCUAUUAGACACUUAUGCACCAGAAAUCACAAAGGCCUUUAUCACUUCUCGGUUGGACUCAGUUGCCAUAGUUGUGAGAGAUCACUUAGAUGAUCCACUGGAUGAUACUGCCACUGUGUUUCAGCAGUUGGAGCAGUUGUGCACUGUCAGCAGAUGUGAAUAUGAGAAGACAUGUACUCUUCUUGUGCAGUUAUUCGACCAAAAUGCACAGAAUUACCAAAAACUUCUGCAUCCAUCUUCUGGUGUAACUGUGGACAUCACCAUUCAGGAAGGACGUCUUGCAUGGCUGGUAUACUUAGUUGGGACAGUUGUAGGAGGAAGAUUAACAUAUACCAGUACAGAUGAGCAUGAUGCUAUGGAUGGAGAAUUAUCCUGUCGAGUUUUUCAGCUUAUAUCUUUAAUGGACACCGGAUUGCCUCGAUGUUCUAAUGAGAAAAUAGAGCUUGCAAUUCUGUGGUUCUUGGAUCAGUUUCGUAAAACAUACGUUGGUGAUCAACUUCAAAGAACCUCAAAGGUUGUACACCUGAGGAGUGAUGUACCAAGAGUUCCAGAGAAGGCCUGGAAAAUAGUUAAGGUAUAUGCUCGUAUGUCAGAAGUCUUAGGAAUAACAGAUGACAACCACGUUCUAGAAACAUUCAUGACAAAAAUUGUUACAAACCUUAAAUACUGGGGAAGAUGUGAGCCUGUAAUUUCAAGGACUCUUCAGUUCCUAAAUGACCUUUCUGUUGGCUAUAUCCUUUUAAAAAAACUUGUGAAGAUAGAUGCUGUGAAAUUCAUGCUAAAAAACCACACGAGUGAACACUUCCCUUUUCUUGGCAUCCGUGACAGUUACAGUCUCAGCGACUUCAGGUGUCGAACAACCUUCUACACAGCGCUCACUCGCCUUCUGAUGGUAGAUCUAGGCGAAGAUGAGGAUGAAUUUGAGAAUUUCAUGCUGCCUCUUACAGUUGCUUUUGAAACAGUAUUACAAAUAUUCAACAACAACUUUAAACAAGAAGACGUAAAGCGUAUGUUGAUCGGGCUGGCAAGAGAUCUUCGAGGGAUUGCCUUUGCACUGAACACAAAGACCAGCUACACCAUGCUGUUUGACUGGAUGUACCCAACAUAUCUUCCCCUUCUUCAGAACGCUGUUGAACGGUGGUAUGGAGAGCCAGCGUGUACAACUCCCAUCUUGAAACUUAUGGCAGAACUUAUGCAAAACAGAUCCCAGCGUUUGAAUUUUGAUGUAUCAUCUCCUAAUGGAAUUCUUCUCUUCAGAGAAGCUAGUAAAAUGGUUUGCACUUAUGGUAAUCAGAUCCUGUCCCUGGGGAGCCUCUCAAAAGAUCAGAUUUAUCCAAUGAAACUCAAGGGCAUCUCCAUCUGCUAUUCAGCUCUCAAGUCUGCCUUGUGUGGAAAUUAUGUCAGCUUUGGCGUCUUCAAGUUGUAUGGGGACAACCAUUUUGACAAUGUACUCCAGGCCUUUGUCAAAAUGCUGCUGUCAGUGUCCCACAGUGACUUGCUACAAUACCGGAAACUGAGCCAGUCUUAUUAUCCACUCCUGGAAUGUCUCACUCAGGACCAUAUGAGCUUCAUCAUCAACUUAGAGCCUCCUGUACUCAUGUAUGUUCUCACAUCUAUCUCAGAGGGACUCACUACUCUUGAUACAGUUGUCUCCUCCAGCUGCUGUACCAGUUUAGACUACAUCGUCACCUACCUCUUCAAGCACAUAGCAAAAGAGGGCAAGAAGCCACUUCGAUGCAGAGAGGCUACCCAGGCUGGUCAGAGACUAUUACAUUUUAUGCAGCAAAACCCAGAUGUCCUGCAGCAGAUGAUGUCUGUCCUCAUGAACACCAUUGUCUUUGAAGACUGUCGGAACCAGUGGUCAGUAUCCAGGCCUCUCCUGGGGCUCAUCCUGCUUAAUGAGAAGUAUUUCAGUGAACUGAGAGCAAGUUUGAUAAACAGCCAGCCUCUCCCCAAGCAGGAGGUCCUUGCCCAGUGCUUCAGAAACCUAAUGGAAGGAGUGGAGCAGAACCUGUCCGUCAAGAACAGAGACAGGUUCACCCAAAAUCUGUCUGUAUUCAGAAGAGAUGUGGCAGAGGCGAUGCGCAGUGAUGGCAACACUGAACCAUGCAGUCUCGACAUGAUGAGCUGACCCGACUUUUCUGACCAUGUGCGGAGCAGCCUUUAUCAAGAGACUCCUGAAGGUCUGGGUCUCAGGACAGUGAUGUUGGCUAGCCCAGGGGAAUGUAUUUUUCAAAACAUACAAGCAACAACAAAAGCCCUAUCUUCUUAUACGUCUAGCCUAAUUAUAAGAAUUUCUAAUAGUACACAGUGCAAAUUCAGUCUUUUCUCUGAAAAGCAAAGGAUGUGUUUUCAGUCUUUCUAUCAAAUAUUAUCUUUGUUCUCCUAAUGCUCUGAAGGGAUGUAGAAACAGUAUUUAACCAAAGAACAUAAUGAACCAGGUUUGCACCUAAGUGUGUACCAGUUUAUGGUUCUGCAAUCAAGGUUGUCAAUUUGUUGCAGAUGCAGCCUUCACCGUGGAUCCUGGAUUGAGACGAAUGCCAUUGGAACCUGUUAAAUGAGUAGUUUGUUAUGUGUCUGGAAGAAGCAGCGUUAGGGACUUUGGGCUGUGAGCAUUUAGAACGAGCCUGGAAGCACUACAGAGCAUCCCACAGGACCACACGCAGGCCUCCCUGCCUCAGCUGCAUCUGAUAAAGUUGAGAGACAGUAACACAAUUAAAUGACUUACAAACAACGUUUGCUUUUCACUGGCAUAAAUCUGAAGUGGUUCAGUCUAGAAGAAUUAAGCUGUGCAAUUACUGCCUGCAGAGAUAUUUCUUCAGGAGGAGUCAUGUAGCCCCAGUCAGAAGUUCUGGGUGGUGCCAGCACCCAGUCUUCUGCCUCCAUUUAAUUUUUAAGAGAAGGUGAAGGUAACUAUUAGAAUAUAAUAUUUGAAGCAGCUCUGCCUUCUUAGGGCUACCCAAAACAGUUCUAGGUGCUAAAAUUCAGAUUUUCAGAGGAUGAGAAACAGCUGGUUUCCAACUCGCCACAAAAACUCUUAUUACUGUUGGGACUUGGGAUUGUGACUUAACCCAAACCCAGAACAUGAAGAAGACCUUUACAGUUUGUGCUAUACUGUUACUAGGCUAUUAAUUUGAGAUUGCCCACUGUCAAGUGUUUUACUAUCUCACUGCUGUUGUUAUGAUUCAGGCUUAUAAUAAAUAUUGUGUCCUUUAUUUCUGAUAAGACAUGAAAGGUUGGCCUUACUGUUGAACAAGAAGUAAAUCCACAGGC